Molecule: messenger RNA, 1071 nt
Organism: Aureobasidium pullulans EXF-150
Lineage: Eukaryota; Fungi; Ascomycota; Dothideomycetes; Dothideales; Saccotheciaceae
Product: NAD(P)-binding protein
Exons: 2
Coding region: 11-994 (327 amino acids)
Molecular function (GO): oxidoreductase activity, acting on the CH-OH group of donors, NAD or NADP as acceptor
Source: RefSeq, a predicted model, not a curated record
CAUAUUCAUCAUGGCUAGCAUUCUGAAACGUGCAUCUUUCUCACCAGUCGUGACCGGUGCCGCUUUGUUGGUACUCCUCAAAGGUCCCGAGAACAUACAACGACCAGUCUAUGACUAUCUCCACCAACUAUUGAAACCUCACAACAUCGAACGCUUGAUCACAACUUUGAAAUGGCUGUUCGCAUACGGUCUGAUCAAGAAUGUCAACGAAGCCAUCAACCAACUCGCCCGCAACAACUUCUCCCUCCGCUCCAGCAAAGCAGAUUGGGACUGGAACAACGAAAUCGCCAUAGUCACCGGCGGCUCCUCAGGCUUCGGCGCCCUCUUCUCCAAAGACCUUUCCCAAAAGGGCAUCCACGUCGUCGCCAUCGACGUAAACCCACUCCCCUCCCACCUCGAGAACAACCCCAAAAUCUCCUUUUUCAAAUGCGAUGUCACCGAUGUCGAAGCCGUCAACGCCGUCGCCGCAGAAAUCAAAUCCAAAAUCGGACAUCCCUCUAUCCUGAUCAAUAACGCAGGAAUAGGCGGUCAACGCCCCAUCCUCCAGACCAAACCGGAGCAAUUGAAGAAACUCAUGGGGGUAAACUUGUUCGCUCAUUACUACCUCGUUCAAGCUUUCCUCCCCAAUAUGUUGGAGAACCGCAAAGGCCAUAUCAUUUCCAUCGCCAGUAUGGCUUCCUUCUUCACCACUCCCGGCAUUACAGAUUACUCUUGUUCCAAAGCUGCGGUUUUGGCUUUCAACGAAGGCUUGAGUACGGAAUUGAGGACUAUUCACCGUUGUCCUGAGAUAAAGACUACAGUGGUGCAUCCCUUCUUCGCGGAUACGCCUAUCAUUGCUGCUGGAAAAGCCGAGCUUCAAAAAGCUGGUGCUAAAAUCUUGGAUCCGCAGGAUAUCAGUGAUGCCGUGGUGGAUCAGAUCUUGAAUGCGAGGAGUGGGCAGAUUUUGUUGAGUAAUGGGUUCGGACCUGGGAGAGUGAUCUUUCGCAUUAUCUGAAGAAGUAGAUUCGAUGUGGACGUGUCUGUGGUUUUAUGUUUCAUGUUGAUUUUGAGUUAGAUAUGACUUUGGGUCCA